CGUUUGAGAGAAUAUCCACAAGACCCCGACGCGCGAUGCACAUGAAGAAUAAAUAUAGCCGAGAUCAUCAACCUAUAUUUUCCGAUGUCAGCAACAAAGUGUCCCUACGACUACCCAAGGGAUACAACUUGCCCUUAGCAGAUGAUGUUCUCAAAAAGCUUGAUAUCAAUGCUCCGGCCCAAUCCGCAUCAUUCGAACGUGGCGAAUUUCUGUUUUAUCGCGAACUUCCAAAGACGUCUCGUGUAUAUCCUGCGAUAUCGGUAGCCCUGUUAGAACCUGCUCCACGGAAUAAUGAACCCCAGACGUCUGUCCAGUCGGUACUUGAUGUCUUGGAGUCCGCGAAAGAAGAUCUGUACGCAGAUCCGUUCGGACAACAGCCGCAUGAACCUACCGCCAUUGACGAAGUGUCUGGCGAAUGGGAAGUCGAGCGUAUCUUGAAUAAGUGUAUUCGUCGUCAUGGCCCCGGCCCGCCGUAUGCAGAGUAUUCGGUCUGUUGGCUUGGAUACUGUCUGUCUCACGACCAGUGGAUAUGCGAAUACAAUCUCGACUCGCCUGACCUUGUCUACGAAUUCGACAAUGCCGUUUAUUGAUCUCAUUCAUCAUAUCUGACUUUGUGUCUCAUACCUUUGCAUCUUCUGCAUCACCCUACACCUGCAUCCUUGUGUUGUACAUCCUUG
Molecule: messenger RNA, 677 nt
Organism: Aspergillus homomorphus CBS 101889
Lineage: Eukaryota; Fungi; Ascomycota; Eurotiomycetes; Eurotiales; Aspergillaceae
Product: chromo domain-containing protein
Exons: 1
Coding region: 36-590 (184 amino acids)
Source: RefSeq, a predicted model, not a curated record